CUACUUCGAGCAACAUUUUUUUUUUCGAACAAAUUGUUUCAAUAUGCUAUGGGUUUGAGACCUUAUCAAAGUUCAAAUGAUCUCUUUGUUCAAUUUUAUCAGCUCGCCUUUUCAAAAGUCCCUCUAGUGACAACUAUCAAAGUGCUGCAGUAUGUGUUCGCAGCUAUAUGUUUUCUGUAUACUUACAGUAAUUAUUACUUAAAAUACGUACAAAUGAAAGCAAUUGUUUCUCAUAUUAAGUUUGAUUAUGAGCAUAUGUCUAGUAAAUAUGAUUUCGAUAUUACGGAAAGAUAUAUUAAAGAGAGCAAACUAUAUACGUUUUCAAUCAUUGGUAUGGAUGUGGAAUGCUACACGGAAGUCCGAAUACGCAAUACUACAAUUAAAUUUUUAUUGAAAAUUGGCCAUCCUUUUCGAGAAUCUCAGAAAUUUAACCAAAUUUGGAAUGAAUACAAUUGGAUAGUCGACGUAAUAAAGCAUCAUGAAAGGAUCAUGGAAUAUGUUGAUUUCCUCAAUUGUAGUUCAAAGAGAAUUUACUUAAUCGAAAUUUCCUUUAUUAUGCUCUUCAUUAUAUUGGAUUUCUUGUUUAUAUUUCAAGUUUCAUCGGUGAGGGAAAAUAUAACCCAAAUUAUCGAAUGUAGUUCCUACAUUGCAUGCUCUAUAUUUGUUACUUUUGUUAAUUUUUAUAUUGGACAGACGCUUAUUAACCAUAGCGUAGAAGCUCGCGAUGAAUUGUGUAAAAUACCAUUCUAUAAUCUUUCAAUUAGAGUUCAAAAAUUGUUGUUAUUUAUGUUAAUGAGAUGGUCGAAGCCAUGCGUGCUUUCAAUCGGAGAUGUAUUCGUAUCGUCGCAUAAAGCAUUCGCUGGGCAAGAAGCAUGAGACCGUGCAGGCUUUCAAUCCAUUAUUUAUUUGCCUCAUCUCAGUAAGUAUUUUCCGGAAAAAACAUCAUACAAUUAUAGAAUCUAUUAAUUAUUUUAGUUAUUUAAAUUAAGGAUAUUUUAUUUUUGUUAAUGCAAAAAGUAUUUUCUUUUGUAAAUGUAUAUUAAAGUGCACGCUAACUGCAAAAUUUAUUUUAGGAAAAAGAAAUGCAAUGAUUGUUAAUACGAAUAAAAGAACUUCUUUCCUCCCGCAGAAAUAAAAUGUGUCU
Vespa velutina is the source of this 1144-nucleotide messenger RNA. RefSeq lists its product as uncharacterized. Gene Ontology annotation, cellular component: plasma membrane. Gene Ontology annotation, molecular function: odorant binding; olfactory receptor activity. The transcript is spliced from 8 exons. NCBI's taxonomy places the organism in Eukaryota, Metazoa, Arthropoda, Insecta, Hymenoptera, Vespidae. Gene Ontology annotation, biological process: sensory perception of smell; detection of chemical stimulus involved in sensory perception of smell. Bases 49 to 876 code for a protein of 275 amino acids. The record is from RefSeq and is a predicted model, not a curated record.